Molecule: messenger RNA, 1664 nt
Organism: Talpa occidentalis (Iberian mole)
Lineage: Eukaryota; Metazoa; Chordata; Mammalia; Eulipotyphla; Talpidae
Gene: CUNH1orf87
Product: chromosome unknown C1orf87 homolog
Exons: 11
Coding region: 1-1659 (552 amino acids)
Source: RefSeq, a predicted model, not a curated record
AUGUCUUCAGUUUGGAAGGCACCUCAUGGGUCAGAUGCAAUGCCUGAAAUGGUGGUGAAAAUCAUUGGAAGUAAACAUUUUCGAUACCUUGUAGAGAAGCCAAAGAACAGGGAUCAUGAGAAUUUGAAAGCAGAACCUGCAAAAGUGCUCCAGAAAUUUGUGACUGAUAGUGCAGGCACCAUGAACAGAGACCCUCCAGUUCCUACUAACCCCACUGAUCCUCAAAUUAAACAUGUCUCAAAUGAUGUGAAAGAGAGCAAGCACCCAGAGAAUAACCAGAAACCAGAGAACAACCAGCAACUCCAAACAGAGGUGCACAGUAUUAACAGGAACAGAUUUCUGGAUGGUAAAAUCCAUGGCCAAGCAAGUGUCCACUGUAGCUCUGUACCAAGUGGAGACCAGUCUCUAUCCUACAUCCACGGCCUUCCCAGGAGAAAUUUUAGAGACUGGUCCUUGGAGCAGAUGGAGAGAAACAAUUCUGACCAACCUAAGGAUAUUGGCCAGAGGCCAAGUGGAACAACAAGAGAAGACACUUUCCUUCUUACCCUGGUCCAAAGAGAACUCAAGUCAUGUCCUUUGAGUUCUGUCUUAGUAGACAAGCUUCAGAAAGAGCUGAAGAUCCUAGAUCCUAUCUCUUCAGGAUUUCUCCUUCAAUCUCAGCUGAGCCACCUCUUCUUGAAGCAUGAAGUUCCUCUACAGUUACCAACAAUCAAGAUCUUGUGUCAGAGAUUUUCUCAGCAGGGAUCCCCUGAAAUGGUGAAUUAUGGAAAAGUACUCUGGUUUUUAAAAGUUGCAUCAUUAGAUGAGCCACAGCAAAGCGAAAGAGUUGUGGACAGCAAUCUGAGGAAAAUUCAGAGUUGUAACCAUCAGCACCAAAGUACGGCUCCCCAAGACUCUGACUCACAGUUAGACACAAAGCAGAGCCUGUUGGAAAUCUUGAAGAUGGCACUUAGGACCACCAAUGGCAAACUCAACAUAGAGAACCUCAAUCUGAGUUUUCGAAAAGAAGACCGCUCAUUCUCUGGGUGCCUGCCCCCACCCAAGAUCAGAGCUAUAUGUGGGAAGCAUGGAUUAUAUCUGACUUUGAGCCUCUUAGAAACAUUGCUUAGCCAUCAAGAGUUGGGUUACCAUGAUGAAAUAAAAUGGCAGAGAUUUAUUGAGUUGCUGAACAGAGCUUCCUCUGACUUGUCAUCUGAUACGCCGACAGGAAAGAAAUCAAAGGAGAUCACUGCCACUCCAGUGCCAGCUGAAGUUCCUGAGAUGUCUCAGAGCAGAACUGGACAUAUGGAAACACCAGAGGAGCUGCUGGAGCCAGAAAACCCUCCUGCUGAGACUUCAACACCCAAAGAACCUCUGAACGCGUCUCUGAAGAUCAGGCCAGUCUCCCAACCUUUCAUGACACCAGUGAUGAAGAAUGAGCCUGAAGAAAGUGAAGCAUGGAUCGACAGGUUCAGGAAGCUAGAAAAUGCCCUCUACCUGUGUGAUCUGAGCCAUACAGGAGUCCUGGAGAAGGAACGAGCCAAGCGCCUCAUUCACAACUACAAUCUCAUUUACAACCUCUCCCUGAGCCCUCGGAAAAUCGACCAGGCCUUGCGCAGAUUCCGUGCGGGAGAAAAUAUGCUCUUGGAGCCAGCACUUCGGUACUUAAAGGAGCUAUGAUAACA